CGCCCUCUUCCAACUCGUCACUACUACUCCCCCAGCCAGCUCGCUCCACAGCCCUGCAGUUGCAGCGUUACGCAGGACUACGAGUAGUGUGACCCGUGCGUGACCACACAAGCCUCUACCAAUCAUGGCACCCCAUCCUCAUCUAGGCUACCAGAACCCCGUUGUGGGAUGCGACUUUCCGGACCCGGGUCUGUUUUACGAUGACACUUCCAAGCGCUGGAUAGCGUACGCCACGAAUGGCAACGGCAAGAACAUCCAAGCGUGGACCAGCGAAGAUUUCUGCUGCUGGAAGGAGCACAAGCAGGACGUCUUGCCUGGACCCUUUCCACCAUGGACGGGCAAGCCUGGCUUCUUUUGGGCACCAGAAGUGAUCAAAGCGCCCAACGGUAGACCUGGCUACCUGCUCUACACUUCUGCCAACGACAGCUCGACGGAUAAGCAGUGCAUCGGCGUGGCUUAUUCCCCUCAAAGUCCUCUCGGUCCCUUUCACUUUGUCAGCCACGGCCCCAUCGUCAGCAGAGGGGACACUGGAGGAUGCAUCGACCCUCAGCCUUUUGAGGAUGCGCAGGAUGGAGGCAGACGCUACCUCAUCUACAAGAACGACGAGGACAAGAUGUACACUUCAAAGUGCCAACUCUGGAUCCAGCCGCUUUCCGAGGAUGGCCUGACCUUCUCUGCAGAUCGCUCGCCCCUACUGGCACCCACAGAGUCGUGGCAAAACUCCUUGCUUGAAGCUCCGUACCUCGUGUACGAGCCUUCGAGUCGAACCUACAUUCUCUUCUACUCCAGCGGCACCUUUACCACCUCGGGCUACGCUACGGGCUACGCGACAUCCAAGCGCGUGACCGGCCCUUACACGCCUCACAAGGAGCCGCUGCUCUACACGGACUCUCUGAGGGGUAUCCGAGGACCUGGAGGUCAGAGCAUCGUGCGAGGAGUCGAGGGACAUUGGUUCAUCGCCUUCCACAGCUUGAUACACGAAGGAGGUCCUCGACACAUGUGCAUUCACCGGCUAGAAUUCGACCAUGACGGAAGUCCCAAAGUACCUGGCAGACCACACAUUGGCAAGAGGAUGCGAUUGGGUGCAGAGGCGGAAGAUGAUGCUCAUCCCGGUCAAGGCUUGCCACCCACGGAUGGACGCGGUGGCGGUGGAGGCGCACCGGACGGCAAAAGCAAGGCAAAGGAUGCCGUGACAAAGGGCCUCAACAAGUUUGCAAAGUUCGUUCAGGACCACUGAUGGCGAGGAGAUGCGGCAUCACAUCACGACCCUCGAAGGGGUGGAAUUUGGAGAAUGAGUGGCAUGUACGGGGGGAGCAUUGCAGAUGCGGACAUUGUACAUUUC
Molecule: messenger RNA, 1342 nt
Organism: Ceraceosorus guamensis
Lineage: Eukaryota; Fungi; Basidiomycota; Exobasidiomycetes; Ceraceosorales; Ceraceosoraceae
Product: Arabinanase/levansucrase/invertase
Exons: 2
Coding region: 125-1237 (370 amino acids)
Biological process (GO): carbohydrate metabolic process
Molecular function (GO): hydrolase activity, hydrolyzing O-glycosyl compounds
Source: RefSeq, a predicted model, not a curated record